AUGAGUAAAAAACAACCUGGACGUCCUAAAACUGCAUGUAACGCAUGUGCUUUAAACAAAGUAGCUUGCAAAGGAAUUUUUCUUUAUUGUGAAAAGUGGGAAACCACUCAAAAUUGCCCUUCAUUACAAUUUAAUACACAAAUAUCUUAUCCAAAUCCGUGUAUUAGAUGUACUCAAAUUCAUAAGCCUUGUAAUGGUAAUUACGCAUUAUGUUAUAGAUUCCCAUGGCAUCUUUUUUCAGAUAGAGAUAAUAUUGUUUUAUCUGAUAAAGAUGCUAUAGAAAUUGAAGGU
Molecule: messenger RNA, 291 nt
Organism: Racocetra persica
Lineage: Eukaryota; Fungi; Glomeromycota; Glomeromycetes; Diversisporales; Gigasporaceae
Source: the annotation of a GenBank genome assembly